CAAAAACAUUAUGAUGCUGCUAAAACCUUAGUGAAAAGCGUAUUAACAGCUGUCAAGGCUAAAUCAGCUGCGAUACAUUAUGAACAGCAAAUCACUUUUGCAUAUUCUGUUGGAGCUCAAGUCGGGCAAUGUGGACAUUCCAGGAAAGUAGUCCCUGAUCUUGUCAAGUGUUUGCUGCAAGUCAUAAACGAGAAAACGAAAGAAGAAUUGCUGAAAUGCCUCCCAAGCACUGGAUUUCCUCCAUAUUUUUACAUGAUGGCAGUCGAUAAAGCUGCUGUAAACAAAAGAACCAAUGAAGCAGUUGUUAUUUGUCCAACGAUCGAUGGCAAGAAAGUUCCAAUAGUUGUGGCUGCACCAGAAGUGUAUAAACCAACCACAGAUGGUGGUGUACAAGGAGGAAAGGCUGACGAAUCAGCGUCGCGAGCACUAAAGCAAAUUGAAACAAAAUUUGGGAGCACAACAUUGGAUUAUUUAGUUGGUAAGUAUGUAAUAUUUUGCGGUAUAGCAUGUUCUAUUUAUAAAAGAAACAAGAGAGGCAAUAUUUUGUUGAAUUUUGAGGUAGUAAGCGGAGUUUUUCCCUUACUGUGUUAUUGGAAUGAACCUAUAUAAAUAUGUAACUAUUUUUAAAUUUUGUUUUCAGGUAUAUCAGCAGAUGGUGUCCACCAGGCGAAUGGUUUCCAAUCAACUAUCAACGACAACAGUGAAAAUUUGUUUCUAAAGCAGGUCGGUUGGGAUGCCUCACAUUGGAUGAAUCUUGCUGUAACUGAUGUGAGGGAUGGUAAGAUUGGUUCAUCCAAAGAAUUCUUUUCAAAGUUUAUUGAACGGACAAACAGAUUUUCAGAAGUUCUGAAUAGAGGAAAAGGUAGGUUCACCAAAUGUUAUUAUAGCUGUAUAGGUUUUUGUUUUCAUUACAUGUUGAAGAAGCUGCGAGCUGUCCCAUUGAUUUGCUUGAAAAUUGCUUUAGUUCAUUUGGUUACCUAUUGACGAAGUUGCAUGGCAUUUCUGUUUUAUAUUGAAGGAAGGAGCACACUGGAAGCUGCAGCGAAGGAGCUUAAAGUUGCACCAACUGUUGCAACUACCUACUCGCAGACAAGAUUUGCAAGUUCUGCUUUUGUUCAAUGGGAAAGACUUGUUAAAUCGUACAGAUUAUUUGCCACCGCCUUGAGAAAUGCAGCACCUGCAAUGACUGACGAGUUGCAUCCAUUGCAGUACCAAGUUCUGGGGCAGGUUAGAAUAUGAUAACAUAUUAUGCACAAUCUCGCAACUGUUGCAAUAUUAAUAUUAUAUUUGUAGGAUUUUGUUGUUGAUCUAUUACUGAUGCAUGAUGUUUUUCAACCGGUUGCGAAAGUGAUGACAUUGCUGCAAAGUAUUUCUCUUCCACCUUGGAAAACGUACCCAUAUGCUCAGAAAUUGGCGAAAUGGUUGCUUGAUGCCUCCAUGGAAUGUCAUGAAUUUGGAACGAAAAUAUUGAGGUGUUAUACGUUAUUCCUAAAUCCUAACCUAUUUCGCGAACGCAUUUUAUUUUAG
Molecule: messenger RNA, 1527 nt
Organism: Paramuricea clavata
Lineage: Eukaryota; Metazoa; Cnidaria; Anthozoa; Malacalcyonacea; Plexauridae
Source: the annotation of a GenBank genome assembly